This is a messenger RNA of Dendrobium catenatum, 1886 nucleotides long. Its product is annotated as glucan endo-1,3-beta-glucosidase 6. Gene Ontology annotation, biological process: carbohydrate metabolic process. The coding region runs from base 209 to 1642 and encodes 477 amino acids. The record is from RefSeq and is a predicted model, not a curated record. Gene Ontology annotation, cellular component: plasma membrane. Gene Ontology annotation, molecular function: hydrolase activity, hydrolyzing O-glycosyl compounds. The transcript has 2 exons. NCBI's taxonomy places the organism in Eukaryota, Viridiplantae, Streptophyta, Magnoliopsida, Asparagales, Orchidaceae.
UGCUUUCAGCGGGUAAGUGUGCUGAUCAUUCUCUUUCCUCUCUGAAUCAGUCGGACUGACAGUUCUUCUGCGCUUUCUUCUCCUCUGCCUCAACUACUUUCUGUUGCUCGAUCCUUGAGCGACUUCUUCAGAAGUCCGUCCUCAGUGAACAAUCAAAGAAACCUCAUACAUCUUCCAUUUUGGUGUGAUUUUUCUUAGGGGAUGAGAAAUGGCGGUGGCAGAUUUGAACACGGCUCUUGCUUUGCUUAUCCUUCUCCUUGUGGGAUCUCUUCUGCAGGCUGAGGCUGACAUUGGUGUGAACUGGGGGAUUCUUUCUACCCACCGGCUGUCUCCUCCCAUAGUUGUAGAUCUCUUGAAGGAAAAUAGGAUUGGGAAAGUGAAGCUCUUCGAUACUGACCCUUCGAUCCUUAGGGCGCUGAUGGGGAGUAACAUCGAAGUCAUGGUUGGGAUCCCGAACGAAAUGCUGGAACUUCUUAGCUCCUCUCCUGUUGCUGCGGACGUUUGGGUUAGCCAAAAUGUCUCGAGAUACGUGGUUAAAGGUGGAGUGAAUAUGAGGUAUAUUGCGGUUGGUAAUGAACCUUUCCUCACAAGCUACCAGGGUCAGUUUCAAUCCUUUGUUGUUCCUGCAAUGCUUAACCUUCAACAAUCGCUUUCUAAAGCAAAUCUAGCAGGCUACAUAAAGCUUGUUGUUCCUUGUAAUGCUGAUGCCUAUGAGGCAUCCCUCCCUUCUCAAGGAGCAUUUCGACCUGAAUUAACUCAAAUAAUGACCCAGCUUGUUUCUUUCCUCAAUUCCAAUGGAUCCCCUUUCCUUGUCAACAUCUACCCUUUUUUUAAUAUCUACCAGAACACAGAUUUUCCACAAGAUUAUGCCUUCUUUGAGGGCUCUACUCAUCCAGUUGUAGAUGGACAAAAUAUAUAUUAUAAUGCCUUCGAUGGCAAUUUUGAUACCUUGGUUGCUGCUCUCAAUAGAAUUGGUUUUGGGCAGAUGCCAAUUGUGAUUGGUGAGGUAGGCUGGCCCACUGAUGGAUCCUUCAGUGCAAAUCUAAGUGCUGCAAGGGCAUUCAACCAGGGCCUGAUUAACCAUUUGCUCAGCAACAAGGGCACUCCUCUGCGGCCCGGAGUACCCCCUGCCGACGUCUUUCUCUUCAGCCUCCUAGAUGAAGAGCAGAAGAGUACUCUUCCUGGGAAUUUCGAACGCCAUUGGGGUAUUUUCUCGUUUGAUGGACAGGUCAAAUACCCCCUGAAUCUUGGCAAUGGCAUCCUUAAGAAUGCCAGAGAUGUCCAGUAUCUUCCUUCAAGAUGGUGUGUUGCAAACCCAUUUAGGGACCUUACUGAUGUUUCAAACCAUAUAAAGCUUGCUUGUAGUGUUGCAGAUUGUACUACUCUUUACUAUGGAGGACUGUGCAAUGCCAUUGGAGAUAAGGGAAACAUCUCAUAUGCCUUUAACAGUUAUUAUCAGGUUCAGAAUCAGGACGAAAGAAGCUGUGACUUUGAUGGCCUUGGAAUGGUUACAUUUCUUGAUCCUUCUAUAGGUGACUGCCACUUUCUUGUUGGUGUUAAUGAUAACAGUUCUUCAACUAGUUGCAGGAUCUUGAGUUGGUUGUGGGUUCUGAUCCUCUGGGUAUUAAUUAGUGCACCAUAGAAUUUUGGGUUUAGUAUGACUAAAAUAGCAGUAGUUAUUCUUUGGAAUGGUUAUAGUUCUACAGAAGCUUGUUAGUAUUCAUAGGAAGAAAAGCUUGGAUCAUAUUGUGUAGGGUGGUUGUGCAUGUCCCUCUGAUUGUGUGGGUGCCCUACAACUAUGAACAUUAUAGGGUGGAAUUAGGCUUCGUUUUGGACAGCUCUCGUAUUAUUUUAUAAAGCAUCUUUUUAGUACAAAAAAAAAAAAA